Messenger RNA from Encephalitozoon hellem ATCC 50504, 507 nucleotides. Its product is annotated as putative ubiquitin-protein ligase. Gene Ontology annotation, biological process: protein polyubiquitination. Gene Ontology annotation, cellular component: nucleus. Gene Ontology annotation, molecular function: ubiquitin conjugating enzyme activity. NCBI's taxonomy places the organism in Eukaryota, Fungi, Microsporidia, Unikaryonidae. The transcript has a single exon. The coding region runs from base 1 to 507 and encodes 168 amino acids. The record is from RefSeq and is a predicted model, not a curated record.
AUGGGUGAAAUCGGUUCUGAUAGUGCUGCAAUUAAGAGAAUAAAGAAGGAAUAUGCACUACUUGAAAAUGACAAGGGCGAUGAAAAGAAGAAGGAUUCAACAUCAAAGUAUAUCAAAAUAAUUCCUUUCGUUUCUGGGGACUUAUUUACAUGGGAGGCAUACCUAACAGCGCCUGAGGAAAGUGUCUACAAAGGAGGAGUUUUCAAACUUCUUAUAACGUUUUCAAAUGAAUAUCCUUUCAACCCUCCAAAGGUAACAUUCCAGACACCUAUAUAUCAUCCAAAUAUAAAUUCCUCUGGAAUGAUUUGUAUAGACAUCCUUGGGAAGGAAUGGUCUCCUGCACUUACCUUGAAUAGCGUUCUAUUAUCUCUCCUUACUCUUCUUGAUGAUCCAAAUGCUGACGAUCCUCUGAGACCCGAAGUUGCAGACAUAUAUAAAACAAACAAGGAGGAGUACAAGCUUAGAUGCCAAGAAUCUGCCAGGAAGGCCAUGGAGAACAAAAAAUAA